Malaclemys terrapin pileata is the source of this 2461-nucleotide messenger RNA. RefSeq lists its product as uncharacterized. The transcript is spliced from 2 exons. NCBI's taxonomy places the organism in Eukaryota, Metazoa, Chordata, Testudines, Emydidae. The coding region runs from base 1353 to 2426 and encodes 357 amino acids. The record is from RefSeq and is a predicted model, not a curated record.
CCCGCCCCCGGCCCAGCCCUGCCCGCGCCUGGCGCCCGCCCGGGGGAUCCAGCGGCUGCGCUGGCGGGAGCCCAAACCCCGCCGCUAACACUGAGCCCCUGCGGCUGCGCCCCUCGGGCUGCCGGGGCCGGGCCGGGCUCCGCUCCGGCCGCUGGUCACACGCUCAGGCGGCCCAUGAGCGCAGCAGCGCCUGUCCCUCGGCUCGGCGCGUGCCAGCGCCCGUGGGGCCGCGUCCUGCACGGAAGCAGCAGAGCUCCCUUGCCAGCAGCCUUCGUUUCCUGCUCCUAGGAGCUCCCCCUGGCCGGGCAGAGAGUGUCUUCCACCCAGGGAUUUCCCCAACAGCCCCCACCCCCCAGUUUUGUGAAUUAGUUACCUGCAGUGUUGCCAAUUUGGUAACUGGAAAUUUGAAUUGAAAUUAAAGCAUUAAUAUAUGCUUUGAAAGCAUAUAAAGUGUAUGAUAAAAUACAUGUAUCUGAAAAAAGUAUAAUAGAUGUGAAAAGUAUGAACGGACUAGCUUCCUUGUACAGUUUGUGUUUUUAUGACAAUGUCAGUACAUUCGUUUUGGUGAUGUUGGCCAAAUUAUGAUUUAUAAGCAAAGUCUAAAUGAGCUAAUGAUGCUGGGGGGGAAAGGCUUCAAGACCAGAGAGUAUUUACAUUCACACCUAAGCUACCUCGGUAUCCAGCAAACAAAGCUGUGUUGCCCAAGUGAUAGAUUUUGGCUGGGAUUGGGUUACAAAUCACAGGAGGGGGAUGAAAUGUUGUUAUUCUUAUUGUAUAAGUAAAGGGCAGUAGAACUGUACUUAGCCUGUGCUGAUUGAGGGCAGCAAGAGAGGGUGGGGACAGGUGUUUUGCUUGAUGGUCUGCCUGAGUCACCAGUACUAUUUGAGGAACCCCCCCCUCCACUGUUUAAAGACAGAGCUGAUUAGGCUCCAUAUAUAGUCCUUUGUUUUGUUAAGUGACCACUACAGCUGAAAUCACUGAUAAUCAGAUCUAAGGCCUGGUCUACACUAGGAGGUUGUCAAAUUUAGCAGCGUUAAAUCGAAUUAAUUCUGCACCCGUCCACACAACAAAGCUAUUUAGUUCAACAUAAAGGUCUCUUAAAUUCGACUUCUGUACUCCCCAACGAGGGGAGUAGCACUAAAUUCGACAUGGCCAUAUCGAAUUAGGGUAAGUGUGGAUGGAAAUCGACACUAAUAGCUCCAGGAGCUAUCUCACAGUGCACCACUCUGUUGCCGCUCUGGACAGCAGUCCGAGCUCGGAUGCUCUGACCAGCCACACAGGAAAAGCCCAGGGAAAAUUUGAAUUCCUUUUCCUGUCUGGGCAGUUUGAAUCUCAUUUCCUAUUUGGACAUCAUGGCGAGCUCAGCAGCACUGGCAACGAUGCAGAGCUCUCCAGCAGAGAUGGCCAUGCAAUCUCAAAAUAGAAAGAGGGCCCCAGCCUGGACUGAUUGGGAAGUCUUGGAUCUGAUCACUGUGUGGGGCGAUGAGUCCGUGCUUUCGGAGCUGCGAUCGAAAAGACGGAAUGCAAAGAUCUACGAGAAGAUCUCAAAAGCCAUGACAGAGAGAGGAUACAGCCGGGAUGCAACGCAGUGCCGCAUGAAAAUCAAGGAGCUGAGACAAGGCUACCAGAAGACCAAAGAGGCAAAUGGACGCUCCGGAUCCCAGCCCCAGACAUGCCGUUUCCACGAGGCACUGCAUUCCAUCCUAGGUGUGGCCGCCACCACUACCCCACCACUGACCGUGGACUCUGAGGAUGGGAUAUUGUCGACACCCGCUUCCUCGGAGAUGUUAGCGGACGGGGAAGAUGAGGAAGGAGAUGAGGAGGACGAGGCAGUCGACAGCGCUUACAACGCUGAUUUCCCAGACAGCCAGGAUCUCUUCAUCACCCUCACUGAGAUCCCCUACCAACCGUCCCCAGGCAUUAACCUGGACCCAGAAUCAGGGGAAGGAUCAGUCGCUGUGACUGUCUCCCGACCUACCCUGGUAUCACACUCCCAGAGGCUGGCGCAGGUUGGGAGUAGAAAGAAAAGGACACGGGACGAAAUGUUCUCACAACUUAUGGGCUGCUCCCGAGCCGAGGCAACCCAGCAGACCCAGUGGAGGGAGAACAUGUCGCAAUACCAGCGAGCACACAGCAAACGGGAGGAGAGGUGGCGGCAGGAAGACCAGCAGGCGACUCAAACGCUGCUUGGACUAAUGAGGGCGCAAACGGUCACACUCCGGCGCCUUGUGGAUGUUCUGCAGGACCUGAGGCCGGAGGACAGAGCCCCGCUGCAGUCUAUCUGUAAUCACCCUCCCCCGCCACAAAGUCCCAUAUCCCCCUCACCCAAAGUACCAAGAAGGAGGGGCGGCAGAGUCCGUGAAAAUUGUCACUCCACCCCUGCAGACUGCUCAAGUACCAGAAGGCUGUCAUUCCCCAAAAUUUGAUAAGUCCUUUCCUUCCCGCCUCACCCAAGCCCCCA